CACCAGUAAAAAUUAGAUUGUUUGUGCUUGUACCACAGUGUGUUCGCAGACGUGCUCCACAAACUUUUCGCUUGCCGGCGCAGUCCAAAAUAGUAAGAGUUGUGAUCAUUUUACACAAAAAAUAAAUAUAAAUAAUAAUAUAUAUAGAUUGAUAUACAUAUAUAUUGCACAGUUGAAAUUAGUGCCCUCCCCAACUGUUUGAAAUAUAUUUGAAAUCUACAGAAAAUAAAAAGUGCUAAGAACAUAUUUAUAAUAUAUUUGAAAACUGUAAUACACAAAAAUUUUGGUGUUGAAAAGUUAUUAAUAAUAAACGAAACGUAAUAAAUAUAACGCUACGACUUACUUUUUAAGUGUCAUUUUCAACCACGAUUUCAGUUUUUGUUUGUGUAUUCGAAAAUAAGUAACUUGUAUAUAUAUAUUUGUACAUAAUGGAAUCAACAUCCGAAGUUGUGCCUAACAGUGUUGCUGACAAAUCUGUAUGUGUUGAAGACCUUCCAGAAAAUACCAAGACAGUGGAGGAAGCUGAAGUUACAAUUACCAUUAAGGAACAUGUUGUUGGCGAAAACGACAAAACCAAAAUUGUUGAGGAGACUGUGACGGAAAAGUUGAAAGAAGAAGACGAUGAAGAGGAAAUCGAGGAAAUUGUCGAAGAAGAAGUUGAAAAUAAUGACGAAGAAGUUGAGGAAGGUGUUACUCAAAAGAUAACUGAGAAGGUAAUCGAUAAUCCGGAUGGCGGUCAAACAAAAACUAUUACCGUGACAACUGUAAAGAAAGUAACUCCUGAUGGCACUAAAACUGUUGUAACCACUACAAGCUCAACUAAGGAAACACCAACAAUUAUAACAACGACACCACCGACACCCACAACAGAAGAAGUAAAAACUGAAACAACCACUGAAGCACCGAUCGAAAAAACCGUUAAGAAACAAGUUUCAGAAGAAAAGAAAGUAGAACAUAACGAACACGAAGAAGAGGAGGAAGAGGAGAUAGAAGAGGAAGAGGAAGAAGAGGAUGAGGAAGAAGAAGAAGAAGCUGAAAUAGUAAAUGAAGAAGAGAGUAGAAAGCCGGUUGAGGAAACGAAAAAAUCUGACGAAAGUUCCCAGCAACAAGAACAGCACGAUCAGAUAUCAUCAGAAGCUGAAUCACAACCAUCAAUUGCCACACCACUUGUUAAGGAACAAACAGUCACAGAUGCUCCUUCAGCCGAAACUAAAACUAAUCAACAAGAAAAUGUUAAACAGGACAAUUUAAAUAAUACAAUUAAGGACAUUAUAUCAAGUAUUGAUAGUAAUAUCCAAGCCGAAGAAAAUUUUGCCCAUCUUAAAGAAAUGGAAUUGGAAUUACUUAAAAAGCAACAGGAAUUAGCAAAAGAAAUUGAACAGCAGAAAUUGUUGGCCCAAAAAUUAGCUAAUGAAAAUCAAAUAAAACAACAACUUAAUAAAAACCUUGCACAACAGGAAACCUACCAACCCACUACAAAUGUGUCAAAAUAUGAGACAUUUGAGGAAAAACAAGAUGAAAAUGUUUACACACGAAAAUCAGAAAAAAUUGAAACCAGGGAAUCUACCAAUGUAACGAAGAAAAUUGAUUUACAUAAAAUCUUUACGCCAGCCACAGAUGCUGAGGAAAUUUUGCCUAAAAAUCGAAAACUGUAUGCUUCCUCUGCGUUUUAUUCCCCAACAUUACACCCAACAGUGGAAGAUCAAGUUGAACUUGCGCGAAGAAUUUCGCAUUCCUUGAGUGACAUUAGCAACCAUCAAUCGAGGGGACAAUCUAUGUAUGUGAAUCGUAAGAAACGUUCGGUAAAAUGGGUACAUGAGGGCUGUGGCCAAGAAGAUGAAACUGAAAAUGUAAUAAUUACGAAUCAAGAAGAAAAGGAGAACAAUGUAAGUCAUCAUGAAAAGGUGCCAUUGAAGUUUUUAAUGAAUCCCUAUGGUCAAAUGCGUGAUAUAAAUUCAUUGCGUGAAUCUAUAAAUACUGAGACUGGUCUUCUUUCGCCAGAUGUAAGUGCUGAAGUAGUGACUGCAUUGCAAGCACAAACUGGAAAAGGCGCUAAGCUUUUUGCCAAGCGUCGUAAAGUAUCUGAGAAGUGGGUAGUCGACGAAAGUAAUGUCGGUGCUCAAAGUCCUUCUGGUCUUCCAGAUUACCACCAAUAUCAACAGCAACCAAGACCAUCGACAUCACCUAGCAUUUUGCCAGCUUAUACUGACGCAGCAAAGCAUCGCGUACAAUUGAACUUGCACCAAGAACAAUUACUGGAAAAAUAUGCAAAGCCUGGUCUGAAGGUCGUCCAGACACCCUGGGAAGCAGCUCUAAAUUCUGGUUCAGCUAGUGCAGCCUUUGUUGAAGAGCAAAAGCUGUCGUCCUACCCUAACACAACACUGACGCCCUCACCAACACCCCAGUUCUAUGAUGCAAAUCAAGGAGGCGCUCCACUCCAAAGUGCACCUACCGUCUCCGAUAGCUAUAGCAAACCAUACUCUAACGAAGACUAUCAAAACUAUCAAACAUAUGCAGCUCCAAGACAACAGGGUCAAAACGAACGACAACAAUAUUCUGGAACUAAUUCGCAAAGAGAAUUAGCUUAUAAACCCAGCAUACCCCAAGGAUGGAAAGCUCCCAGCAUGUCUUUGCCUAAAGUCGAAUAUGGACAUCAAAGCAACAUUGAAAUAAAUCUGAUGUUAAAUGAGAUAAGACAAGUAAACGAAGAUACCAAAUCGUGUGAAGAAUUCAGCACAACGGAUGAAACUGAGUUAGUCAAUUUAAUUUGCGAUAAUCAUCUACAUAAUGCCACACAUGUCUCUAAACAUACUCUCUCCACGGAAGAGCAUCAGUUCGUAAAUCAUUUAAUCAAAUCUCCGGAACUUAGGGUGUCUCCCAUACCUAUUAGUACUCAAGUUAUAUACGAUAACGCCGUCCUGGAACUUCAAAUGAAGCAACAGCAACAAUUAUCCCAUAAACAUAUUGAAAUCUGUGAUAAGCAAGACGAAAAUGAUGAUGAAAAGGAAGAAAAAGUUAAUGUUCGCAAACAACUGCAGCAGUACGAAGAUUUACAUCGGCAGUUUGCAAAACAAAUAGAACAAGAGGAACUGCUACAAAAGAAACAUGAAGCAGCUAAAUUGAAAGCAUUGCAGAAUAAUAUUAAAAAGUUGACUAUCAGUAACAGCAAUCAAAGUAUUAUUGGUGCCAAUGUAACGAAUGGCUCGCCCCAAACAGAUUCACAACAAAUAACUCAACAACAGCAGCAAGAAGAGGAAGACUAUAUUAAGAUUCCUGUAAAAGAACUAAUAACUAAUUUUGAACAGCAGUGCUUGCAAGAUGAAAAACUUAAUACGCAGCCAGCUCCCUCUUUAAAGGACAAUUUAAACUUGGAGCUGGAAAAAUAUGUUGAUAAAACCGAAAUAACUAAGAAUAACAAUGAAGAUUUGUACAUGCCCAAGGAAAUACCAUUGCAAAGUUAUGCACCACCACCAGCAGCAUCUAUGCCCGCAUCAGUGUCACCACCUUUCUCCACGAAUAUGUACGAAUCGAAUCAAUUCAAUACCUACAAACCACAAAACGCUUCACCUUUAUCGCCAUAUUCAGUACCAGAACCUGCCCCGGCUAUGAACAGUUCUAAACCUUACGGAGGAACCAGUAGUUUCCCAAUAAGCAAGCCAUAUCAGCAAGGAUUCUCGUCAUCAUAUGGUGGCAACAAUCAACCACCAAAGCAGCAGUACUUACCACCACAAAGCUAUCAAACUAUACCUCAAAGCACCAGCCAAAAUGCCCCCCAGGUUAGCUUUAACCCGUCACCAUUGCCAUAUGACAAGUUGGCCAAAUUCGAAAAUCCCCCAGCCGAUGAGGGUCGUUAUAUCAGCAGUCCUCCUUCACGUGGUUCUCAUUUAAAUGUUCGCGGCAGUAAAGUUCGCAAUGUCUCACCAGCACCUUUCGCCGGUUCAUACAAUAGACCAUACACACCAUCCUCCGACAACCACUACUAUAGCGGUACUCCCAGUCCAUCUCCACGUCCUUUAUCUUCCUUGCAACACAGCAGUGGGCAUAACACACCAAAUCUAACACAUCCAACAGUUACCAGCAAUCAAAUAUUGAAUGCACCCUCCUAUAACAACUCAGCCCGUGGAUGGGGAUGCAAUUCUGGUACAUCCACUGGUUACCAACAUCCACAGAGUCAUAUAUCUGCUAACAAGCCCCAGAUUAUAAACACUGCUAGUAUGCCAUACACCGAUUUUUAAUGAUAAAAUUAAACUCGAGGCAAAAAUGUGUAACAGUGAAAUUUCUCUCUCUCUCCCUUUCUAAAAACACUUGCACACACUCUCUCUCUCUUGCUCAACUACAUAUGUUUAAUAAAAAAAAAUAAUUAUAAAAAUUGUGUUUUGUAAAUAUGAUUGAAUAUAUUUUAUAAAAUACAUUCUUAUUAACAAUAUGUACUUAAUUUCAGGGAGAGUAAUUGUUUAUUGUUUAUAUUAUAAUAAUUGUUAUUGUUUCAGAUAUUACGAAUACUUAUUUAUUAUUUAUUUAAUUUUUAAAUUAUUAAUUAAUAUUUGUUUAGUUUACUUUGUUUAAAAACUUUAAGUGUCGUGGAUAAAGAUUUUAAUUAUCAUCAUAUUAAUUAAAAUGGAAACCUUAUGCCGAAAUAUUUUAAAUAAAAUUACUGCUCGAACUUAUAACAUCUCAUUGGCAAUAAAAAUAAUAUAUUGUGUCUUUAAAUCGGUAAUUCCAAUACUCUCUAUGCUUGUAAUAAAUAUCAAAUAAAUUUAGAAAAUAUAUAGGACAAGUUGGAA
Molecule: messenger RNA, 4784 nt
Organism: Lucilia sericata (common green bottle fly)
Lineage: Eukaryota; Metazoa; Arthropoda; Insecta; Diptera; Calliphoridae
Product: nuclear polyadenylated RNA-binding protein 3
Exons: 12
Coding region: 429-4235 (1268 amino acids)
Biological process (GO): positive regulation of actin filament bundle assembly
Cellular component (GO): nucleus; Z disc; actin cytoskeleton
Molecular function (GO): actin binding
Source: RefSeq, a predicted model, not a curated record